AUGUCGCACUCAUUCACCACCAUCACCAACAGAGCCCACGAGCUGAUCGCGAGAUCGCCCAUCCUCUCCAACCUGCACCAACGCAGCUAUAAUCGCUCUCAUCUUCUCAAGAUUGCUCUCGAAGCAACGAUCCUUGCUUUGCUCAUCCCGGCCGCCUACCGCGACUAUCAAGCGUAUCUGGCGCUCGGGCCUGGGGGCCCGCCAUAUAAUGUCGUCGGGUGGCUGUGUGUAAAAUUAUUCUUCAACCCGCUGAGGCGGGAGAUGUUCGGCACCAGAAUCUACGACCAGAAGAUCGCAGGCGGCGAUGAUAGCGGGUUCCUGGCGGAGCAGGAGCUGCCGCCGCGCAAAGGAGAGCGACCGGCGAUGGCGGAAUUCGCCGUGCCCCAGAGGCAGAUCAAUCAGGUGCCCGGCAGAGCAAUUCAAGAGAAAUUGAUGGCUGAAUACGCCGCGUUCCUGGAUCGCAAUGCCCACCUCGUCGAUCGGGUACCCUCAAUCCUCGAGAGAUAUACCGAUGCCGCGCAUGUAUGCGGCCGUAUCCAGCUCACGCCGAUUGCGCGAGAAAUGAGGCGAGAGAUCUGUCAUGUCCACGGGACAAGCGAUCACUCGGUGCAUGUUACUCUGUCUCCAGCUGACUGUAAACGAGUCAUCGACGCUGGCUGGGGCCAGAGAUUCCCGCUCGCCGGCUCAAGCAUCCUCAGGAAUGUCACCUUCGGGAGGCUGGGAAUCCUGCCUACCGAGUAUUUGUUCAUUUAUGCGCCCAGAAACGAAAAGGAGAUCGAGGUGGUGUUGAGGAUUAUUAAGGCGAGUGUGCAGUAUGUGACGGGAGCCCGCGAUGUGCGGUAGUUUUGUAUUGGCAGUAAAAAGAAAGAGGCACUGUUUGCCGUCUCUCGACUCAGUGUACAAGUAGAGCGAACGGACAUCUUCCCUCAUCCGAAUAUAGCCG
Messenger RNA from Aspergillus nidulans FGSC A4, 943 nucleotides. RefSeq lists its product as uncharacterized. The record is from RefSeq and is a predicted model, not a curated record. The transcript is spliced from 3 exons. NCBI's taxonomy places the organism in Eukaryota, Fungi, Ascomycota, Eurotiomycetes, Eurotiales, Aspergillaceae. The coding region runs from base 1 to 843 and encodes 280 amino acids.